Mauremys reevesii (Reeves's turtle) is the source of this 5225-nucleotide messenger RNA. It is a transcript of the gene MEGF10, whose product is annotated as multiple EGF like domains 10. Gene Ontology annotation, cellular component: membrane. The record is from RefSeq and is a predicted model, not a curated record. NCBI's taxonomy places the organism in Eukaryota, Metazoa, Chordata, Testudines, Geoemydidae. The coding region runs from base 384 to 3812 and encodes 1142 amino acids. The transcript has 26 exons. Gene Ontology annotation, molecular function: protein binding.
UUUCUCUCCCUCAGUUGGGAGGUUCCCCACACUCUUUCCCAGAGCUGGGUCACAGUUCAAAGUCUCUGCAGGAGCCAAUUUCACUCCCUGCUGUUGCUUCUUCAAGCCAGCUACAGCUUCUCAGUCUUCUGUUUCCUGAGCACGCCCCAGUGUACUACCAGACCUCUAGCCUCUGUCAGCUACUUCUCUCAACCACUUCUCCCUACAGUUUCCUGCUGUAUUGGGAUCACUUGAUCCUUCUCAGAUGAGAUUCAUCUUAAUCAGGGCUGGCUGAGGCCCAGGUUCUCAAGCCCACUGAUUUUUUUUAAUUCUACAAUUCUUUGAAGACCAUUAGUCCCAGUUUGUCUCCAAGCUCCUCACAGAUAAACAGAACAGAAGGAGCUAUGUUAGGAGAAAUAACUGGUCAUUUAUUUGAAAGGAUGAUUAUUAAUUUGAACUGGUUUGUGUGCUUCCCGGUUGUACUGUUUCACCACUGGAUGGGGACAACAUUAUCCUUGAAUCUUGAAGAUCCAAAUGUGUGUAGCCACUGGGAGAGUUAUUCAGUUACAGUUCAAGAAUCUUAUCCACAUCCUUUUGAUCAAAUUUACUACACCAGCUGUACUGACAUAUUGAACUGGUUUAAAUGCACACGACACAGAAUCAGUUACCGUACUGCCUACAGGCAUGGAGAAAAAACAAUGUACAGACGGAAAUCUCAGUGCUGUCCUGGAUUUUAUGAAAGCAGAGAAAUGUGUGUCCCUCACUGUGCUGAUAAAUGUGUCCAUGGUCGUUGUAUUGCUCCAAACACCUGUCAGUGUGAGCCUGGCUGGGGGGGACCCAAUUGCUCUAGUGCAUGUGAUAGUGACCACUGGGGACCCCACUGCAGUAGUCGCUGCCAGUGCAAAAAUGGAGCCUUAUGUAAUCCCAUCACUGGAGCCUGCCACUGUGCUUCUGGUUUCAAGGGCUGGCGCUGUGAGGAACGCUGUGACCAGGGAACAUAUGGAAAUGAUUGCCACCAAAAAUGUCAGUGUCAAAAUGGAGCCACCUGUGAUCAUGUGACUGGAGAAUGCAGAUGCCCUCCUGGAUAUACUGGUGCUUUCUGUGAGGAUCUUUGUCCCCCCGGCAAGCAUGGGCCACAGUGUGAAGAAAGAUGUCCAUGCCAGAAUGGAGGAGUGUGUCACCAUGUGACUGGGGAAUGUGCCUGCCCACCUGGAUGGAUGGGCACAGUCUGUGGUCAGCCUUGUCCAGAGGGUCGUUAUGGAAAGAACUGCUCCCAGGAGUGUCAAUGCCACAAUGGAGGAACAUGUGACUCAGCAACAGGGCAAUGUCACUGCAGUCCAGGUUACACAGGGGAACGAUGCCAGGAUGAAUGUCCAGUGGGAACUUAUGGAGUGCAAUGUGCGAAGACCUGUCAGUGCAUGAAUGGAGGGAAAUGCUAUCAUAUUAGUGGUGCUUGUCUCUGUGAUCCAGGAUAUACGGGAGAACACUGUGAAACAAGGCUUUGUUCUGAGGGAGUCUAUGGUCUCAAGUGUGACAAAAAAUGCCCCUGUCACUUGCAGAACACUCGCAGCUGUCACCCUAUGUCUGGAGAAUGCUCCUGCAAGCCAGGCUGGUCUGGACUCUACUGUAAUGAGACAUGUUCUCCUGGAUUCUAUGGAGAAUCUUGUCAACAGAUCUGCAGCUGCCAAAAUGGUGCUGACUGUGAUAGUGUGACUGGAAAAUGCAUCUGUGCCCCUGGAUUUAAGGAUUCUGAUUGUGCUACUCCUUGCCCUCCGGGAACCUAUGGAGUAAACUGUUCUUCUGUGUGCAACUGCAAAAAUCAAGCCAUCUGUUCUCCGGUGGAUGGUUCUUGUACCUGCAAAGCAGGUUGGCAUGGUGUGGAUUGUUCAAUAAACUGUCCCAGUGGCACAUGGGGUCUUGGUUGUAAUUUAACUUGCCAGUGCCUUAAUGGAGGGGCUUGCAAUGCUUUGGAUGGAACCUGUACCUGUGCUCCAGGUUGGAGAGGGGAAAAGUGUGAACUCACUUGCCAGGAUGGCACAUAUGGAAUGGACUGUGCUGAGCGCUGUGAUUGUAGCCAUGCAGAUGGCUGUCAUCCAACCACUGGUUACUGUCGCUGUCUCCCUGGAUGGUCAGGUAUACACUGUGACAGCGUGUGUGCCGAGGGUCAAUGGGGUCCAAACUGUUCAUUGUCCUGUUACUGCAAAAAUGGAGCUUCGUGCUCUCCAGAUGAUGGAAUCUGUGAAUGUGCACCAGGAUACAGAGGCACCACUUGUCAAAGAAUUUGCUCUCCUGGGUUUUAUGGACAUCGUUGUAGCCAGGCAUGCCCCCAGUGUGUGCACAGCAGUGGUCCCUGCCAUCAUGUAACUGGACUUUGUGACUGCUUACCUGGUUUCACAGGAGCCCUCUGCAAUGAAGUGUGUCCUAGUGGGAGAUUUGGCAAGAAUUGUGCCGGAAUUUGCACGUGCACCAACAAUGGAACAUGCAAUCCUAUUGACAGAUCUUGUCAAUGUUACCCUGGGUGGAUUGGCAGUGACUGCUCUCAGCCUUGCCCACCUGCCCAUUGGGGUCCAAACUGUAUUCACACCUGCAAUUGCCAUAAUGGAGCUUACUGCAGUGCCUAUGAUGGGGAGUGCAAAUGUACUCCAGGAUGGACUGGCCUUUAUUGUACCCAGAGAUGUCCCUUGGGGUUUUAUGGGAAAGACUGUGCGUUAAUAUGCCAGUGUCAGAAUGGAGCUGAUUGUGACCACAUAUUGGGGCAGUGCACCUGCCGCACAGGAUUCAUGGGGAAACACUGUGAACAGAAGUGUCCCCCAGGUACAUACGGUUAUGGCUGCCGGCAAAUAUGUGACUGUCUGAACAACUCAACUUGUGACCACAUCACAGGAACUUGUUAUUGCAGCCCAGGCUGGAAAGGAGCAAGGUGUGAUCAAGCUGGUGUGAUCAUAGUAGGAAACUUGAACAGUUUAAGCCGUACCAGUACUGCUAUCCCUGCUGAUUCCUACCAGAUUGGGGCUAUCGCAGGAAUCAUUAUUCUUGUCCUGGUUGUCCUCUUCUUGCUUGCACUAUUCAUUAUUUAUAGACACAAGCAGAAGGGGAAAGAAACAAAUAUGCCAGCAGUUACCUAUACACCCGCUAUGAGGGUCAUCAAUGCAGAUUACACCAUUUCAGAAACCAUUCCUCAUACUAAUGGUGGGAAUGCCAAUAGCCACUACUUCUCCAACCCUAGCUAUCACACCCUAACACAGUGCACAACCCCACCUCAUGUCAACAACAUGGACAGGAUGACCCUUGCUAAGUCAAAAAACAAUCAGCUGUUUGUGAAUCUUAAGAAUGUGGAUCAUGGAAAACGGAGUGCAGUCCUGGACUAUACGGGAACACUGCCUGCAGACUGGAAACAUGGAGGCUACCUCAAUGAGCUUGGUGCUUUUGGGCUUGACAGAGGAUAUAUGGGAAAAUCCCUGAAAGAUUUAAUGAAGAACUCAGAAUACAAUUUAAGCAACUGCUCAUUAAGUAGCUCUGAAAAUCCAUAUGCUACUAUUAAAGAUCCACCAGCACUUGUGCCAAAAAACUCAGAAUGUGGAUAUGUUGAAAUGAAGUCACCGGCACGCAGGGACUCCCCAUAUGCAGAGAUCAGCAACUCUGCUUCAGCCAACAAGAAUGUUUAUGAAGUUGAACCUACCGUGAGUGUUGUCCAGGGCACAUUCAGUAACAGUGGACCUUUCAGCCAAGAUCCUUAUGAUCUUCCAAAAAACAGUCAUAUUCCAUGCCAUUAUGACUUGCUACCAGUUCGAGAUAGUCCAUCAUCCUCUGAGAAAGAGGUCAGCAGUGAAUGACCUCAAGCUCAUUGUAUGGCACAGUGGAACUCUUAAGGAGAAUGGUGGCUUGGUUAUGCUCCUUCCUGUACUUUGCCACCAUAUUUGGCUCCUAAUCCAUUCUGUAGACAAUUGCUGUAUGUUAAACAGGAAUCUCAAGCUGAGGUUUGUAUACACAGAUACGGCACAUGGAUAGAUGCCAAACUGAAGAGACCCUGAUCAGAUUUUCCAUUACAGUUAUUUUUACAAAGACACCAAUUCCACACAUUUACACUGUAGUAUACUUGUUUAAACAUAUUAGUUUGCAGAACAGUUCUGAUAACAGUUCCAUUCUGCUACUUUGAAAUUGUAUUUCAUGUUUGUUUUUCACUUGCUCAUGUUUCAUAGUAGAGAUACCCCUAAGGACUGUACAACCUACCAAAUAUCCACUUCUUACAGGUAGUCUGAUUCAUUUGUUAUCUAGAAGGAAAACUGUAUGAUAUUGCCAGAUUUCUUUCACAUCACAUCAUAUUGUGGUGGAUUAUAUUGUUUUUAGUCAAAAUGUGUAAAAAGACUUGAUCUGAUGGGAUGUAACCAAAUGCAAUGCAGAAGUGAUUUGAAAAACUCAACACACGUUUUUCAUGUUGACUACUGGUUAUGGAAAUACAUUGCCUGUGUAGUUUUGAAGGUGAUGAAAGCAUUGCAUGCAUUAAUAUUAUUGCAACACCCAAAGAUCAAUGGAUACCCCAUACUAGUAGGCUUUGGCACACAUCCUUGCCAAAUCAUUUGGUGCAUUACUGCUCCAUAUACUACAAUUCUGACCAUCAUUCCUGUCAUACACGAGUAAUAAUCCAUAACAUAUCAGUAAUUAUUGCAUAAAUAUGUAAAUGAAAUCAGUUUAUUUUUGUCAGAAUGGACUGAAUGAGUGUGUAAGGAAUGGACAAAAAUGAUGAAUGCUGUAAAUUUGAAGUGCAAGAAAAGGUUUAAAUUUUAUAAACAAGUAGUAAUAUGGACUGUAAUAUAGAAUAAGAAUAGUAGUGUUUUGAUUAAUUUUUUUCCCUAGGAAUGACUGAACAAUCUCUGUGCAUACUUGCUAAGAAGGCACCUUUUUUAAUAGUUGAUGUAGGGAAAAUAUGCUUAAGCUGGUCUUUUGCAUUGCUAAUAACUUGACACAUAUACCCCAUUUUUCAUUAACUUGUAUCUCCAUUUUUAACUUUUGUAUCUAUGUUUCUAGUGCGCUAGCUUAUAACUGCAAAAUAUUUUAUUGUACAUUCACUGUUUAUUGCAUUUUUGACAGCUGGCCUUUAUUUUGUCUGGUUAACAAAUACUGACUUUUUCUCUUUGGGAGGGAUGGGGGGGGAGUAUAAAAGUGAGAAUUGAUAUAAUAUUAAUGUCCACCAGAGAUGGGCUAAACAGGUUAGGUAGUAGUGUAAACUGAUGGAUUGAAUCAGCAGG